CUGCUGUCUUCUCAGCCAGCUAUAGCUAGCUAAUACUUCUUGAAAGUGAAGUGGUUAACGGAAGCCCUGACAGCUGAUCGUGUUAUAAACAGAUUAUAAACCUUUAAUAAUGGCGGCUGACUGGGAGGAAAUUCGUCGGCUUGCCGCUGACUUCCAGAGAGCGCAGUUUACUGACACAGUGCAAAGGCUGUCGGAGAGAAACUGCAUUGAAAUCAUUGCAAAACUGGUUCAGGACAAGAAGCUGGAUGUGGUGCACACACUUGAUGGAAAGGAGUAUAUCACCCCAGCACAGAUCAGGAGGGAGAUCCAAGAUGAGCUCUACGUGCAUGGAGGUCGAAUCAACAUCGUGGACCUCCAGCAGAUUAUCAAUGUGGACUGGGUCCAUGUUGAAAACAGAGCAAGUGACAUUGCAAAGUCUGAUAAAGGCGUUCAGCUGGUACUGGGACAACUUAUUGAUGACACGUACCUGGACCGUUUAGCCGAGGAGGUGAAUGACAAACUGCAGGAGGCCGGUCUGAUCAGUAUCGCAGAGCUGUGCAAAAGCUACGACCUCCCAGGAGAUUUCUUAACUGAGGAGUUGUCGAAGCGUCUUGGGAAGCUUAUCCAAGGAGAAAUGGACCAGUACAACAGGGGAGUCAUAUUUACUCCAGCUUUCGUUGCUCGACACAAAGCCAGAAUACGAGGCCUUUUCAGCGCCAUCACAAGGCCAACACCUGUCAGCAGCAUGAUCGGAGCUUUUGGAUUUCAGGAACAUCUUCUGUAUUCUGUCCUGGAGGAGCUGGUGAACACUGGACGCCUCAAAGGAAGUGUGGUCGGAGGGCGACAGGACAAAGCAGUGUACAUCCCCGAUAUUUACUCCAAAACACAGAACUCCUGGGUGGACUCUUUCCUCCAGCAGAAUGGGUAUUUAGAGUUCGAUGCGUUGGUCAGGCUGGGGAUCCCCGACCCCCCCAGCUACAUAAGGAAACGCUUUAAAUCCAACAAGCUGCUGUUCCUCAGAGCAGCCUGCGUGGGUCAGGCGCUGGUGGACCAGGUGGAGGCCUCUGUGGAGGAGGCUGUCAACUCCGCCACAUGGACUGACAUACAGCCGAUUCUGCCCAGCUGCCUGUCGAUGGAGGACGUUGGGAUGUUGAUCAACCAGGCGAUGAGGAACACUGGCGUCCAGUCCUCGGCCAGGCUGCUGGGAGGCACAGUCGUCGUCAGUGAGAAGUUCAUCAGCAGCUGCCUGUCGUUGUUUGAUGAGGCCAUGCAGCAGAAAGCCCAGAAGGAAGUGAAGAACAAUCCCGUGUUUCUGAUCACUGAAGAUGAUUUGAAGCAGGCGUCCGCGCUGACAGACAGCUCGUCACUCUCGAAAAAGGAAAAGAGAGAAGCUGAGCGCAGGAAGAAGGCUACAGAGGGAAGUGGCAGUGUGAGAGCAGGCGGAGGAGGCAACGCCAGGGAAAUCCGGAUUCGCAAAACCAAGAAGAAAGGCAGAAAAGACGAGGACAGCGAUGAGGAAACCGGACCUUCGCAGCAAAAUCGCGGCAAACAGACUGAAGCCCCCUUUAUGGCCCAGGAGGAGAUCGUGGCUGUUUUAGAGGCGAGAGUGAGCGACUGCCCUGAAGAAAUCCUCUCUGAGCUGGCGGAGCAUUUAGUAAGGCCUCUGACGAAAGCCUAUCAGGAGGUGCUGCGGACGGUGUUCAUGUCCUCCACCAGCUCUCCAUCGGGGGCCAACAAGAAGAGGAGCAUGAAGGAGCUGCAGGAGGAGAUCACCAACCUGUACAACAACAUCCGACUCUUUGAAAAAAGCACCAAGUUCUUCUCGGAUGAAACCCAGGUCCACAUUGCCAAGCACGUCCUGAAGACGGUGUGCACCGACGUCGCCAACAUCCUGGUGAACUUCCUGGCUGCUGACCUGAUGAUGUCUGUGGAGAACCCCAGCUCCAUCACCAACGAGGUCAGAGUGAAGAUUCUGGGCAAACUGUCCGAGGAGACCAAAGGGCCUCUCAUGAAGCUGCACAACUGCCUGAAUGGAAAAAACAUUGAAGACUUUCUGACCAACAUAGAGAUCUGUGCUGAAGUGUGUGGAUUCAUGCUGAAGAAGGGAGACAAGAAGAAGGAGAGACAGGCCCUGUUCCUGCACCGUCAGGCUCUCACCGAUCAGCUCAAGGAGACGGAGGACCCAGCUCUGGUUCUCCACCUGACCAGCGUGCUGCUGUUUCAGGCCAGCACCCACUGCAUGCUGCACGCCCCAGGACGCUGCGUGCCUCAGAUCAUCGGCACGCUCACGGGCCGAAUACCUACAGAGCAGCAGCAGCUGCUGUCUGCCUACCAGGGCCUGGUGGUGAAGCAGCUGGUGAGCCAGAGUCAGGGCAAGAAGGAGGAGAAGAAGGAGGAGGAGGAGAAGGAGGAGGCUGAGGGCGAGGCCGGCAAGGCGGAGGAGCAGGACGAGGAGGCCAGGAGCGUCCGCACGCAGCUCAUAGCCCUGACACCUCAGGUGAAGGAGCUGGUGCUGUCCCAGAGGAAGACAUCCGUGAACGAGGACUGAACAUUUCAAACAUUAGAGGAGUGAAUGUUGGAACUGAUCUGUGACUGAUGAUUUUUUUUUCUAUGGUCUUACAUGUUGAGAUAAAAGCAGCUUUUAAGACUGUAUUUUUGUGAUUUAUCCACGUGGACAUAAUUCUAAACUAUUAAAGUAAAUUCCUGUGCGGGAUGUCUCACUGUAAACCCAACUAAACAUGAACAUCCUCAAUGAGGUCCUGAUUUUCAUGCAUUCAUUAAAAGCUCACUUCUUCCUC
This is a messenger RNA of Toxotes jaculatrix (banded archerfish), 2777 nucleotides long. RefSeq names its product UFM1-specific ligase 1 (gene ufl1). NCBI's taxonomy places the organism in Eukaryota, Metazoa, Chordata, Actinopteri, Toxotidae. Gene Ontology annotation, biological process: protein K69-linked ufmylation; regulation of proteasomal ubiquitin-dependent protein catabolic process; response to endoplasmic reticulum stress. The transcript is spliced from 19 exons. Bases 110 to 2527 code for a protein of 805 amino acids. Gene Ontology annotation, molecular function: UFM1 ligase activity. Gene Ontology annotation, cellular component: endoplasmic reticulum membrane. The record is from RefSeq and is a predicted model, not a curated record.